Molecule: messenger RNA, 5206 nt
Organism: Cottoperca gobio
Lineage: Eukaryota; Metazoa; Chordata; Actinopteri; Perciformes; Bovichtidae
Gene: csde1
Product: cold shock domain containing E1, RNA-binding
Molecular function (GO): nucleic acid binding
Source: RefSeq, a predicted model, not a curated record
UCAUCAGCAGCUCCGCUGCAGUAGCCACCCUAUUCUUUUUAGGCUCUCUGGAGGUCCUAUCGUUGUGAAAUAUCGCGGUAGCUGCCUCCCUAAUCACUACGUAAUGUGCCGUGCUGCUUCUAGCGGCGCUGGUGACAGUGCUGAAAGCUGUUGGGUAUGAAGUGAAACGGAACUGAAUUUUUGUACCAUCCGCAACUGCUUCAAGUUCAGAUCAUAACAAAGAAACUGAAGAUAAACCUCCCAAAACAAGCAAGUUGCAACACAGAAGACAAAUAAAAAACAAACGGAUCACUUCAAGGGUUUAAAACACAAGAAGUAACCAAAUUCUGAAACGACCAAAGAAGACGUCCAUCAGCCCAAUUGAAACGCAACAGAGAAGCAAUCCUAUGCCCAAGCAUAUUCUGAGAAGACUAACUGAUCUGAAACCAGAAGUUUGUGCCUACUCAACAGCUUUGACAAAGCACACGUCCCAACGCUGCUCCUAGCCCUCCUCAUCCUCACCACACCACCGACUCACCACCGGGGUGUGGAGUGGGCUGCUAUCUGCUAGUUUUAUUUCCCCCACAUAGUUCCCCCAUCUUUCCUUUUCUCUACUCCUCCCACUGUUUUCACUGUAUUUUUUUUUCUAAGCAGUGUUAUUGCACCUGCGUUUGCCUUUUUCUUGUGCUAGAUUUCUCCUUUUUUUGCUUUAUGCAACCAUCUCGAACUUGUGCCAGAAACCUGUAACAAGUGUUUGUGUGUGUGUGUGCGUGUGUUCAACUGUGUGCGUGUGUUCAACUGUGUGCGUGAAGAGGUCUGCAGGAACUGCAAAGUCAUCGAGAACCUGAGAAUUACAAGAUUUAAAGACGACGAAUAAAGACAUCCAGCGGUGUAUCAUUGGGUGGUUACAUAAAAUAGAACUUAACAGUCCAGCAAAAAAUUCAAACAAGUAAUCAAGUUCAGCAAGUGCUCAAGCAAGUGUGGUCCGAGUUUAUGGGAAAAUAUGGGCAGCCCCUGGAAAGGCUUUGUUGAGUUUACCUUGCCUGCGUCGCCACCCACCGCAUUUGUUAGCGCUGACCUGAGCAGCACCUCCCCUGUCGGACUCAGCCUGUCGCCAUAUGGCCGAUCCCUAAUCCAAGUCCUAUCCCCAGUGUCAGAAAUGGAAAGAGGCUCCUCUGAACCGCCAGUGGCUCGCAACACUGGCUCUGCCCCAUCUACCUCUACUGAUCCCAUGCCUAUCCCCCGCUGCUCCUCCCUCUCAUACCAUCCCCAACCAGGAAGUAAAAAACACAAGCGGACCCCCUUGUAUCAGAGAUCAAUGAGUUUUGACCCAGGCAUGCUCCAUAACAAUGGACAUACUGCAUACGCUAAUGGCACUGGGCCUGGCAUUAGAGAGACUGGUGUGGUGGAGAAGCUCCUGACUUCCUACGGUUUCAUUCAGUGCUCUGAACGCCAGGCUCGUCUCUUCUUCCACUGCUCACAGUACAAUGGCAACCUGCAGGAGCUUAAAAUAGGAGAUGAUGUAGAGUUUGAGGUAUCCUCUGACAGGCGCACUGGCAAGCCAAUAGCAGUGAAGCUGCUAAAGAUAAAGCCAGAGGUGCUGCCAGAGGAGCGCAUCUCGGGCCAGGUUGUCUCUGCAAUCCCAGUGCACUUAGAUGGAAAGUCUGCACCCGGCCAGGUGCCCACUGGCAGUGUUUGUUAUGAAAGGAAUGGGGAAGUGUUCUACCUUACCUACACCCCUGAUGAUGUGGAGGCAAAUAUGCACCUAGACACAGGCGACAAAGUCAGCUUUUACAUGGAUACCAACAAGCAUACUGGUGCAGUCAGUGCUCGUAAUAUUCAACUAGUGAAGAAAAAGCAAAUGAGGUGCCAAGGUGUGGUGUGUGCUACAAAGGAGGCCUUUGGAUUCAUUGAGAGGGCAGAUGUGGUGAAGGAGAUAUUUUUUCACUACAGUGAGUUCAAGGGUGACCUGGAGGCUCUGCAGGCUGGAGAUGACGUCGAGUUCACCAUCAAAGACAGAAAUGGUAAGGAGGUAGCCACAGAUGUGAGGCUGCUCGUCCAAGGAACAGUCAUCUUUGAGGAUAUCAGCAUUGAGCAGUUCGAAGGGACUGUUGUCAAGGUCAUUCCCAAGGUUCCCACAAAAAACCAGAACGACCCUCUACCGGGCCGUAUCAGUUCCCGCAUUGGUUUCACUGACAAGGAGCUGCCCUUUGGCGAGAAGGACACAAAGUCCAAGGUGACUCUUUUGGAGGGAGACCACAUCCAGUUCAACAUCUCCACCGACCGCAGAGACAAGUUGGAGAGGGCUACCAACAUCGACAUCCUCCCAGACACCUUCGACUUCACCAAGGAGACCCGUGAAAUGGGGGUGAUUGCGGCUAUACGCGAUGGCUUUGGCUUCAUUAAGUGUGUGGAUCGGGAUGCCAGGAUGUUCUUCCACUUCAGUGAAGUCCUGGAGGAAAGCCAGCUGCACAUCUCAGAUGAAGUGGAGUUCACUGUUGUGCCUGAUAUGCUGUCGGCUCAGAGGAACCACGCAGUGCGCAUCAAGAAGCUGCCCAAGGGCACAGUGUCCUUCCAUACCCAGUCUGAGCAGCGCUUUAUGGGUGUGGUGGAGAAGGAAGUUGUUGCAGCGACCACCAAGAAUGUCAGCCCCACCAAGGGCAAGGAAAAGGAAGCUGAGGAAGGAGUGAUUGCAUAUGAAGACUGCGGAGUGAAGCUCACUGUGGCAUACCAUAACAAGGACCUAGAGGGAGGAGGAUACCCACAGGUUGGAGACAAGGUGGAGUUCUCCAUCAAUGAAGUGAAGCGAACUGGCCAGCAGAGCGCAGUCUCGAUUCGGGUCCUCAACCGCAAUGCCUCCAAUGCCAAGAGACUGCUUGGAUUCGUUGCCACACUGAAGGACAACUUUGGUUUCAUUGAGACAGCAAAUCAUGACCAGGAGAUUUUCUUUCACUACAGUGAAAUGUGUGGAGACUUGGAGAACUUGGAGCUGGGCGACACAGUGGAGUACACUCUCUCUAAAGGAAAAGGGAACAAAGUCAGUGCUGAAAAGGUUACCAAAGUGGCUGCAGUGAAUGAAAUCAGUGAAGAUGUUGGUGCUACAGUGAUGAUGGGGAAAGUCAUCCGUCCCUUACGCAGUGUGGACCCCUCCCAGACAGAAUACCAAGGGCUUAUUGAAGUCACAGAGGAAGGUGCAACUAAAGGCCAGAAUUAUCCCUUUGGAAUAAUGGGCAUGUCUAACAAGGCAGAUUGUCUGCAGAAAGGGGAACUUGUGAAGUUCCAGGAUUGCACAGUGUCCCAAACUGGACAGAAGAUGGCCUGUAAUGUGGUCCCUCAGCGUAGAGCCAUGGUGGAGUGUGUCAAAGACCAGUUUGGCUUCAUCACAUAUGAAGUUGGAGAGAGCAAGAAGCUGUUUUUCCACGUAAAAGAAGUGCAAGAUGGCCUCGAGCUCCAGACCGGGGAUGAGGUGGAGUUCUCAGUUGUCCUCAAUCAACGCACAGGAAAAUGUAGUGCCUGCAACGUACGCAGAGUCAGUGAGGGGCCUAAGCCGGUGGUGACCCCGCGUCCAGAUCGUCUGGUAAACCGAUUGAAGAGCAUCACCCUUGACGACGCCAGUGCUCCUCGCCUGGUGAUUGUAAGACAGCCUCGCGGUCCUGACAAUUCAAAGGGCUUCAAUGUGGAGCGCAAGACUCGCCAGCCCGGUGUCAUUGACUGAGCAAUACAGAGCCCACCCUGCUUGGUGUUGGAUGGAUGCCAUCCCAAAGGGCGACAACGGGGAUAAGGGAAUUUGAUUCGACACAUGUUUGCACACACGCACUCGUACACAAAACAUACGCACACAUACAGUAAUCAGCAUGUGUAAUCUUCGUCCCCAUCAAAACCUGCGAGGGAACUUCUCUCAUUCCACAGUUCCCUGCCUCGCCUCCCAUGUAUGAUAUACUUGAUACAGAGUUCCACACUGCAGCGUACGUGGGGGUCUCUGAGUGUGUGCGUGUGUGAUGUAUCCUAGAAGUGAUUGUAGUGUGUAAAGGAGGUAUUUGUUUCUGAGGGUCUCGUCCCGCUAAACCAGAGUGAUGACUGUGUGGCUGUCUGUGUCCCUAUCUUUAUCUUUUUGAAUCUGGUUUGUCUGGAAUUCUGCACCUGUAAUCUGUCCAAUAGUUUGCCUGGGGUGUCUUUGAGCAUCUGCUCCUUUUUUUUGUUUUUUCUCAUAUUUUUGCUCCUUUACCCAUGGAAACUUAAAAAAUGGUUUCAUUGUCAAGUUUCCACUACUGUAUGCUUUCCUACAAGACGCAUAAAGCAAAGCAAAGUUCCCUCCAUAAGGAGGAUCAUAUUUCUCAUGUGCGAGCUUAAACUGAGGAUUCUUCUCUGCUCCGUUUUUUUGAGCAGUUUUUAAAACGCUUUAUUGAAGAGCUGAAGUGAAAGCAUGGUGUGUGUGUGUGUGAUGUACGUGAAUGUCAAUGUAGUUAAUCUAAUGGGAUUUACUUUUACCAAUCUGGAGCCUUUAGAUACCUUUUUGGUAUUCACAUGCUCCACUUAAGCAAUUUUUCCCAGGUGCAGAAUUCCUUGUGGCAUCUUAUAUCUGCAGUUCUUUUAUACUAUGUUUUUUCUUGCACAUAUUUUUGCUCUUUUUUUUUUUUUUUUCAUUGAAAAUCUGCUAAUAUUGAAUUAAGUAAGAAUAAGGUGCCUAAAAACUACAAGCAAAAUGAAAUUUAAAAAACAAAACAUUUGAUGUAUCCUCUGUUCCCAGCCAACCACCAAAAAAUUCAGAACAAUCUUAGGGUGGCUUUUGUUUUUGUUUUUUGUUUGUUUUUUUCUUCUUCUAGUAGAAAUAAUACUGAUAUGCAUCCCAAACCUGUGGGUUGAACUAUACUGUAUGUAAUGUGUGCUCUUUUUUUUUUUGCUUUUUUUUUUUUUUUUUUUUUUUUUUGGCUUGGUGAAGUUCAUUGGAACUUCCAAUAUAACAAAACAAAUUUAACUUAAAGGAGGAGAAAGGUAAAGUAUUAGAGAUUCAGUUAAAAAAAAAAAAAGCAUAAAAGAUCAGGAUACCAGUUAUUGUGCGCCGAGACGUGGUGGGUGAGCUGUUGUGCCUCUGCACAUUAAGUUACAGUCUAAAUUAAUUUCAACUUUGGAGAUCACUGGGUUUCAGUUGAACCACGAACAGAGGUUCUCAUGUACUUUUGUUAAUGGUCUUGAAUGAAACUAUUGAAUUAAAGUUUUAUGAAAAUCA